Metarhizium album ARSEF 1941 is the source of this 1593-nucleotide messenger RNA. Its product is annotated as AAR2 domain containing protein. The record is from RefSeq and is a predicted model, not a curated record. Lineage: Eukaryota; Fungi; Ascomycota; Sordariomycetes; Hypocreales; Clavicipitaceae. The transcript has a single exon. Gene Ontology annotation, biological process: spliceosomal tri-snRNP complex assembly. The coding region runs from base 1 to 1593 and encodes 530 amino acids.
AUGGACGCCAAGGGCGCCUCUGCCUCAACGACGCCCAGAGGCAUUCGGAAAUCCAACUCGACAAAAUCCGCUGGUGCACACUCUACCAAAUCACACGAAUCCGUCGACGUUCUCGGCGUCCACCCCUUUGGAACCCUGCGCGUCCUGAGACCGGAAUGGUCUCCUCGCAUAUCCGAACAGAUGAUUACGGCCGGCAGCCAUGAAGAAGCUUCUUCUCCUCUUCCUCCUCCUCCUCCUCUAGACUUCCCUGCGGAAAGUGCCUAUGGUCUGGUCGGAAACCACCUUCCCAGUCGCGACACUUCUUCUGCGAGCCCGACCAAAAGAUGCGCGGAUCCUCAGGCCCAUCAAAUGGGAGGGGGCGACGUAGCCGUCAUCCUCGAUCUCCCAGAAGUCUUCCUCGUUGCCUACGACAGCGUUUCCUUCACGGCGCACAACUUUGCCGGUGUGAGGGAUAUCCCACCUGGGCCGCACUUCUUCUGGGUUGCUCACCCAAGUGGUGUUGCUGCGCGCGCCGGAGUCUGGCUUCUCGGCUCGGAAUCCCAGGACCAUGUUCACGUUGUGCAAUGGGACUCGUACAACGAGGUGCUGACCGAGGCUACCCGCUCAGAGUCUCGCAACAGCGCCGAGAACAUGCCGAACAUUCAUGCUCAGCUUAUUCCAUAUCCCGACCCGUCGCGCCUCGCUCAGGGUCCAGGCCGGCUAUCCGUGUCCCAGAUGGAGAGCAACCGCAGCAUCUGGGCCCAGUUGACCACUCAUGUCAAUGCGACAAUCUUGAACAGAAUCACCGGACCCCAGGUGGGUGGCUGGAUCGUGCAUACCCUUGAUCGUGCUCAGGGCGCCCUUCAGUUCUCUCCCGAGGUUGAACUGGAGCGAGCCGUGCCAAAUAAGAAUCUCCAACGGCGAGAGCUGAACUUUACUUUUGAAACGACAACCAGGCUCUUCUCGAUCGAGUCUCUUGGGGCUGAGCGCACACAGGAGGCCAUGGACCCCAGCGUCUAUCUCAUGUCCCAGAUCGAAGACCCUGACAAGAACCUGGCUUAUGAAGACCUCGUUGGGGAGUUUCAGUUUUCAUUCAUUGUGGGAGUCCACCUUGGGAACGACGCCAGCCUCGAGCAAUGGUGGUUCAUGCUACUCAAACUCCUCGUCAAGUCCCAUCUCCUGCUGCAGGAGCAGCCCUUGCUUGUGGCUUCCAUGUGGCGCACCGUCGCCGCGCAAAUCACAUACAGCAGUCAAUGGAUGGAGAGCUCCGUUCUUGACAACACCGAGUCCAGGUGUCGAGAGCUUCGCAUCGGCCUCAUCGUUUACAAACGCCGCAUGGAGGAGUUCCUCUCAGACGACGAGAACGUUGUUACAUCAGACCAUCUCUCCGUCAGCACGGCCUUUUCCAGGCUAGAGGCCGUCUUGACCGACCUAGGGUGGGAUCUUAGCGGCGACUACCUCAGAAAGGGCGUUGUCAUGAUGGAAGAUGGAGAACAAGUAGAACUGGAGCUGACUGACUUGGAGGCUGAGGACGAGCGUGGCGAAUGGGCACCCGAGCUUGUUGAGCUUGACGAGGAUGGCCGUGAGCGAGGCUUGAUUUCGUGGUCUUCCUAG